CCGUUCACACGAGGGUUAUCCAUCUCUGCAUGCCAACUCAAAGAUAUAAUGAAGCUUUAAUUUGUUAUGCUUUAUAUGCAUUCUUUCUCAUUCAGCGAUGGAGGUUUCUCUCUGGUUGACGUUAGCUGCUACUUGUGUAUUACUGCUGUCUCCACAUUUCACUUUGGGACAAGACGAAGGGUUAAUAGAAAUAACAGCUGGAAACUCACUUGUAAUAUCUGGAAAAGAAAGUGCAAGGAUUCAAUGUUUAGCAAGAGGGGGCGGAAGUGAAGAUGUAAAUUUACGAUGGUAUGGGCCCAAUGGACAGCACAUAGGUUCUAACUUUGCAGACAGGGUAUAUGCUGUUAGUUUCGCAAGAAAAUCUCUGUCAGUGAUUAUCAAAAGUGUUUUAGAACAGGAUUCUGGAGAGUAUAUUUGUAAUGGAACAAUAAAUGGAAAACCAAAGAGCAACAAAAUUUCAGUCCAUGUCAAUAUGCCUCUAGAAAUUACAGAAGAUAUGGCCCCUAGGUCACAGGAACUAAAGGAGAAUACUCUAGGUUUGAUUAAGUGCACUGCACCUAAGGAAUAUGGAAUUUAUUUUACAAAGAAUGGCAGAACUAUAACUCAAGAACAUCCUAGGUAUGCACAAGUGCCAGAGGGUCUAGAAAUCAGCAGAGUAAACCACAGUUUGGAUGAGGGAACAUUUGUUUGCGUGGUAUCUGGAUCCGGCCGUAUUAAGUUUAUCAAUAUAAAAGUUACAGUGCUGGGUCGUCCAAAAAUAAUAACUUCUCCGAGUGCUGGAGAGGUCGUGGAAGGAAAUGACUACCGCUUCGUGUGCAGAGCUACAGGAAGGCCCUCUCCAAAGUACCAUUGGUUUAAGGAUGAAAGUAAUUAUGAACUAGGAGGAGAAAGGUUUGAGGCUGACAAGCAGACAGGGGAUUUGAUCAUUAAACAGUCGAGGAAGGAUGACGAAGGUCUAUACAGAUGUGAAGCCAAGAAUAAAGUUGGCGUGGUCAAUGCAAUAACACGGCUUAUUGUCAUAAAUCUGCAAAAUGAUAAUGAGAAAAACCUUACGUCAAAUACAUCUAGCUGUGAACAGGUGCUUGACGACCUAUGCUCUCCACCAUCAUACGCUCAGUCUGAGAAGAGAACCCUGGACAUGUUACAACAGGACGUAUUGCGGCUGGAGAUAAAGAAGACUGAGACCGAGAUAGAAGUUCUGAAAGUACAAAAACUCAAAUUUCAGGAGGAAAUUGAUUUGUUAAGGCUUCAAAAAGAAAAGUUGAGGGGAGAACCGAAUAAACCAUAACUUCUGUUAUGUGUUUUAUUUGAUACGACCAUAUAAUGUUAACUCCUUUACAUUUUUAUAGUAUUUGUUAUAACUUUUUCUUUAAGUGCAUUGAAAGUGUAAUACAUAAAAAUUAAAAUAUA
This is a messenger RNA of Saccostrea cuccullata (small rock oyster), 1410 nucleotides long. RefSeq names its product roundabout homolog 2-like. Gene Ontology annotation, biological process: homophilic cell-cell adhesion. Bases 98 to 1288 code for a protein of 396 amino acids. The transcript is spliced from 7 exons. The record is from RefSeq and is a predicted model, not a curated record. Lineage: Eukaryota; Metazoa; Mollusca; Bivalvia; Ostreida; Ostreidae. Gene Ontology annotation, cellular component: plasma membrane.